AUGGCCGUUUUCGAUCCAACCAAUGUCGAUCUUACGACAGCAGACCAGGCAAAAGUCAUCUGCUACUUCGCUCUUGGCGAAAAUGAAUACAACGGUCAACUCGGCGCGCGGAUAUCAUCCAUCUUCGUUAUCGGCUUUGUCUCGACGAUCGCCACAUACUUCCCUGUCAUCGCCUGCAAGAAACCGUCUUGGAAGAUUCCCCUCGGUCUGUACACGUUCGCACGCUUCUUUGGUUCCGGUGUUAUCGUCGCUACAGCCUUUAUCCAUCUACUAGACCCAGCAUACGAAGCCAUCGGUCCAGGCAGUUGCAUAGGGAAAAGUGGAGGCUGGGCGGAGUAUCCUUGGUGCGCUGCCAUCGUACUGACAUCCAUCAUGGCUGUCUUUUGCGUAGACCUGGGUGCAGAAGUAUACGUCGAACAUAAAUUCGGUGUCGCAAAGGAGGAAGCUGGCGGCUCGGAUAGCGCAUUCCUACGCUCCGAUAGAAACACCAAUCCAGCUGUAUUAGUUAUAGACACCGGAGCUCAUGCCUCAAUGCAACACCGGCAUCACCAGCAUCGGAAAGACACAGCCAGUCUCCACAGCAAAAGCUCCACCUCUUCGAAUAUGACGUCGUCAACAGCAGAUCGUCUGUCCUUCGCCCAGCAAAUAGUCGCUUUCCUCGUUCUGGAGUUUGGAAUCAUAUUCCACUCGGUCAUCAUCGGUCUGAACCUUGGCGUUGUAGGCGAUGAGUUCUCAACCCUCUUCCCAGUCCUUGUGUUUCACCAAUCCUUUGAAGGCCUUGGUAUUGGUGCCCGGUUGUCCAAUAUUCCCUUCCCACGGAGCAAGAGCUGGAUGCCGUGGGCUCUCUGCGCCUUGUACGGUCUUACUACCCCCACUUCUAUUGCCAUCGGGUUAGGCGUUCGCACAACCUAUCUACCUGAGAGCAAGGUCAGCUUGAUGGUCCAGGGUGUGUUGAAUAGCGUUAGUGCUGGUUUUCUGAUAUAUAGUGGGUUGGUGGAGUUGCUAGCCAAGGAUUUCCUGUUUGAUAGGCAAAGGACGAAAAACCUCGGGAACUUAGGACUGAUGGUGAUUUACGUCUUUGUAGGAGCCGCGACUAUGGCGCUCAUUGGUUAUUGGGCAUAG
This is a messenger RNA of Alternaria arborescens, 1122 nucleotides long. RefSeq names its product Zinc-regulated transporter 1. Bases 1 to 1122 code for a protein of 373 amino acids. The record is from RefSeq and is a predicted model, not a curated record. Gene Ontology annotation, cellular component: plasma membrane. Lineage: Eukaryota; Fungi; Ascomycota; Dothideomycetes; Pleosporales; Pleosporaceae. Gene Ontology annotation, biological process: zinc ion import across plasma membrane. The transcript is spliced from 2 exons. Gene Ontology annotation, molecular function: high-affinity zinc transmembrane transporter activity.